AUGAUUAAUGAGGUGGGCGAAAAGGCUGGGUCGCUGUACAACUACGCACACCAUAUGGAUAGCCUGGUGCUGGAUGAGAAUGGGAAAGGGGAGGCCGAGAACGAGACUUUGUGUUCUCUACCCCAGCAGAGACCUUUCCACGAUGUCUCGUAUUUUGCCAGCAACAAGAAUCGGCAAAAGUGCUCCAGCAUCUUUGUACAACACCGGAUUCCGAUCUUCGCGAGCUCCAUGCCGUGCUCCCGAUGGGAUUGCCGGACAGGUCUGCAACCGGAUAGAAUCAGUCCAGCUCUCGGACAUGCCAUCGAACGUCCAGACCAAGGUCAAGUAUCUGGUUCUCGAUGCCAUCGCCUGUGCUAUCGUAGGAGCAAAGCUGCCAUGGUCAAAAGUAGCUACGCAGCCUGUAUGGACGUUGAGGGGACUGGCAAGUGCGCCGUCUUUGGCUGGAACAAGCGCACAAGUCCGCUCAAUGCAGCCCUCUUGGAUGGGUCUUUUAUUCAAGGAUUCGAGCUCGAUGAUGUCCACGUUGAUGCACCGUGGCGUGCCAACUCAAUCAUACUGCCAGCUCUGUUCGCUGCAGCGGAGUACGCUCAGGGUUUGGAUGCGGGAUUGAUGGUGCAACGUUCUUCAUCUCCACCGUCGUAG
This is a messenger RNA of Letharia columbiana, 642 nucleotides long. RefSeq lists its product as uncharacterized. The record is from RefSeq and is a predicted model, not a curated record. Bases 1 to 642 code for a protein of 213 amino acids. NCBI's taxonomy places the organism in Eukaryota, Fungi, Ascomycota, Lecanoromycetes, Lecanorales, Parmeliaceae. Gene Ontology annotation, molecular function: lyase activity. The transcript has 3 exons.